AAAAUGAUCCACUGAUUCAGAUUUGAGCGCCACCGACACACAUCUCUCUCUAGAUCCUCCACCGGUUUCUAUGGGGUCUCUUCCGCCGCCGCCCUCGUUGUCGUCGGACCUCCUCCACCCACAUUCCUCUACCAAACCAACCACCCCAUCCCAAUCCCCAAUUGACGAAACUACCCUCCUAAACCUGUUCAAAUCCCAACAGAGCCACCUCAACUUCUUCUUCCAGCACCUCGACCUCUCCCAGACCCUCUCCUUCACCCGCACCCUCCUCCGCUCCUCCGGCACCAUCUUCUUCUCCGGCGUCGGCAAGUCCGGCUUCGUCGCCAACAAGAUCUCCCAGACCCUCGUCUCCCUCGGCAUCCGCUCCGCCUUCCUCUCCCCCCUCGACGCCCUCCACGGCGACAUCGGCAUUCUCGCCGCCGCCGACGUCCUCGUCCUCUUCAGCAAGUCCGGCAACACCGACGAGCUCCUCCGCCUCGUCCCCUGCGCCAAGGCCAAGGGCGCCUUCCUCAUCUCCGUCACCUCCGUCGACGGCAAUGCCCUCGCCUCCGUCUGCGACAUGAACGUGCAUUUGCCCUUGGAGAGGGAGCUCUGCCCCUUCGAUUUGGCUCCGGUCACCUCCACCGCCAUCCAGAUGGUCUUCGGCGACACCGUCGCCAUCGCCCUCAUGGGCGCCAGAAACCUCACCAAGGAGCAAUACGCCGCCAAUCACCCCGCCGGUCGGAUCGGAAAGUCCCUCAUCUUCAAGGUGAGAGAUGUGAUGAAGAAAGAAGAGGAGUUACCGGUGUGCAAGGAAGGGGACAUGAUAAUGGAGCAAUUGGUGGAGCUAACAAGCAAGGGAUGUGGCUGCUUGCUUGUGAUCGACGACGAGCAUCAUCUGAUAGGGACAUUUACCGAUGGAGAUCUCCGGCGGACUCUCAAGGCGAGCGGAGAGGCCAUCUUCAAGCUCACAGUUGGGGAAAUGUGCAACAGGAACCCGAGGACUAUUGGGCCGGACGCAAUGGCUGUCGACGCCAUGCAGAAAAUGGAAGCUCCUCCUUCCCCUGUGCAGUUCUUGCCUGUCAUCGAUGAGAAGAAUGUAGUGAUUGGCAUUGUCACUCUGCAUGGAUUGGUUUCGGCUGGCCUUUGAUAUAUAGAUCAUACUCGUGCUCCUUGUCUAUGUGCAUUCUUGUGUUUAGCAUUUGUAUUCAUUGUGAUUGAUGAUGAAUGAUGAUGAUUCUUUGUAUACUAAAAUUUGAAGCCGCCUCUAAUUUCGUUGGGUGCUACGGUUCGUUUGUACUACUGCUACUAUUCUUUUUGGUGUUGUAGAUGGACGGGAGUUAUGAUUCCUUGUAUGUCUUCACUAUCUGGUUGCAAUUACACCAGUAUUAAUAUACCAUAUUUCAGUGCCAGAUUUCAUUUGA
Rosa chinensis is the source of this 1403-nucleotide messenger RNA. RefSeq names its product probable arabinose 5-phosphate isomerase. Gene Ontology annotation, biological process: carbohydrate metabolic process; carbohydrate derivative metabolic process. The coding region runs from base 71 to 1129 and encodes 352 amino acids. Gene Ontology annotation, molecular function: isomerase activity; carbohydrate derivative binding. Lineage: Eukaryota; Viridiplantae; Streptophyta; Magnoliopsida; Rosales; Rosaceae. The record is from RefSeq and is a predicted model, not a curated record. The transcript is spliced from 2 exons.